CAAGUCAUACGUAUUAUUUUGAUAGUUGAUUCUCAUCAGACGAAGCAAAAACUUUAAGUAGUGGAACAUGCACUGAAAUUAUUAUGAAGGCAGGGUACAGACUUUGAAGGGUGACAGCCCAUUUUGCCCGACAUAAAAGGCGUAGCUAUAGACUUACCCGAUGAAUCUUGAAAGCUUGUAAAGAUUUUUUAGUUUUGAUCUUUUUUGCAUGCGACUCAAAUGGAUCAAGGCAAAUGCUUUCCAAAAGAAGAGGGAAAACAAUGUUUGGAAGUUCAAGAAUUGUUGCGUCAACCAUGGAAAUGUUUUGAUAAAUCAUUAAUACAUAAGGAAAAGUUUAAAAUGAUGGAGGAAUAUGGACGCAAACAUCCAGAAAAAGUUACACUGCUCAAUGAAUUCCGUGUAAUCUUCAUGAAGGAGUUUUUGCUUGGCAAGGGAAGUGAUGGAACCCGUGUUUACCUCGCCCUGGGAAAUAAUGGUUAUGGAAAAGCAGUAAAGCGAAUACCCAAAGAUAGCGGCAAUGACUUUGCCAAUCGAGAAAAAGAAAUUUUUAAUGAGUUGAAUGCAAAGCGUUCAAAUUAUGUUGUGAAUUUUUGGGGUUUAAAAGAGAACCUUGACGAAGAGUAUUUGUACAUGAUAUUAGAUUUGUGUGAAGAAUCUUUAGAGAGUUAUGUGAAAUCGUCUUCUUGGCAAGAUCUUCAAAAAGUCGUUCCUAAAGUUCUUAUUCAGAUCUUAAAUGGUCUAGUUCACCUUCACAGCGGUGAGCGUCCUAUUCUUCAUCGGGAUUUAAGACCCUCGAACGUUCUUCGAGAUGUACAAGGAAAUUUUUUAAUCGCUGACUUUGGUAUAAGUCAUAUGUUAUCUGAUGAAACUUCGACAUAUCGGAGCAUACAAAGAGGAGCUAAUAUUGGAUAGCUCCAGAGUCAUAUGACGCAUCAGAUGAAUCAAUUGAUAAAGUUCGUUACAAAAAAGAGUCUGAUGUUAUGAAUGCCGGAAUGGUGGCUUAUUAUGUUGCAACAAAGGGAAAACAUCCUUUUGGACCUGAGGCGUAUAGACUACAAAACAUGUUGGAGGGAAAACCCGUUGGUUUGGAAGAAAUCAAGGAUGUUCAACUUAAAGAUCUUCUUUCAUGGAUGCUACAACGACAACCAGGAAACAGGCCAUCUGCCGAUAAGGCAUUAAAGCACCCUUAUCUACAAUCAGACGAAGAGAAAAUUAACAUGCUGUGUGAUAUGGGGAACCAACUGGAGGUGAAACAUUCACAAGUAUUUUUGAAAGAUGGAUUGGAUAUGGAAGAGAACGAAGAUGUUGCUCAAAAUCAACUUGAUGAUAUGAAUAGGUUUCGUCGUUUUUUGGUGUUGGGAAGUGAAACACCAACCUUCUAUGUUGACGAAAAAACUUUAGGCUUAGAAAAUAAGCGAGUCUUUUCCAAUCUUUUGCAAGCAGGAAGGGGUGUUGAAGUUGUCAAUGAAAUAGAGAAGUAUAGCAUUGAAGGACGAACUGCAAGAAAGCAGGCCAUCGUGUUUUCUCUCGCUGUUUGUGCCCGGAAGGGAGAUCUUGCCACAAAAAGACAAGCAUACAAGGCUUUAACCAAAAUCUGUCAAAUUUCGACUCAUUUGUUUAUGUUUAUUGAGUUCUGCAAGGUGUUGAGUAAGCCUGGCAAAGGUUGGGGUCGUGCCCAAAGGAAUGCAAUAAAACGAUGGUACAAAGAAAAAGAUCCAUGGAAACUGGCCAUGGAUCUCACCAAAUAUCAAAAGGUUAAAGGAUGGUCACAUAGGGAUGUUGCAAGGUUAAUUCAUCUCAAGCCAGAAGAAACUGAUGUUUCUGAUGAGUUGUUUGUUAUAAUGAAAUAUGUUGUUCAUGCCUGGCAGAAGCUUUUUGAAUAUUUCUUUCCUGAAGAUAAGACAACUCCACAUCGUCCAAUUGGAGAGAAUAGCAUUGCAAUGUUGGAGUUUUUUCGGGCAGUUGAAGAAGUAAAAACAUUGCAAAAGGAGGCAAGAAUGGUUGAACUGAUAAAUCAACAUAAUCUUAUUCGAGAACAUAUUCCAACACGUUGGUUUAAUUCCAAAGAGGUAUGGAAUUCUCUAUUAAAGAAAAUGCCAAUGACUGCAAUGAUACGUAACUUGAACAAAAUGACUUCCAUUGGCUUGCUUGCUGAAGGAUCACCUCAAGUUAAAGAUGUUUGUAAUAAACUGCAAAACGAGAAUCUGCUAAGAAUUGCACGUAUCCAUCCGUUUAACAUGUUAUUAGCUUUGACAACAUACAAGUCUGGAAAGGGUGAGAAAGGUUCUCUUGAAUGGCAAGCCAAUGUGGAAAUCGCCAAAGCAUUGGAGAAAGCAUUUUAUUUAUCAUUUAAGAAUGUUGAACCAACAGGUAAAAGUUACAUGCUAGCCAUGGAUGUAAGUGGCUCAAUGCAAUUCAGUAGAUGUAUUGGUGCAAGUACAAUCAAACCUCAUGUGGCUUCUGCUGCAAUGGCUAUGAUGACAGCACGAACAGAAGAACGUCAUGAAUUUGUUGCAUUUAGUCAUGAAAUAGUUCCAAUGGAGAUAUCCAGUAACAUGAAUUUGGAUGAAGUUUUGAAUGUUGCUAACAAUAUUCCAAUGGGUAAUGCAGACUGUACUCAGCCCAUGCUUUAUGCCACCAACAACAAAUUGAAGAUUGAUGUUUUUAUUGUUUACACAGACUCUGAAACAUAUUAUGGUGAUGUUACUCCAAGGGAGGCUCUAAAACAAUAUCGUAAGCAUUCAGGGAUUUAUAAUGCUAAACUCAUUGUGGUUGCCAUGGCAUCAAAUGGUUUCACCAUUGCUGACCCAGAUGAUCCUGGAAUGCUUGAUAUAGCUGGCUUUGACUCUGCUGCACCACAAGUGAUGAAAGAGUUUAUCUUGGGGAAUCUUUAGAAGUUUUUAGUGAACAUCCUUUAGUUUCUGUCUUUUCUCUAUAACGAAUAUCGUCAUUAUGAUAUGACAAAAAUUCA
Messenger RNA from Xenia sp. Carnegie-2017, 2971 nucleotides. RefSeq names its product 60 kDa SS-A/Ro ribonucleoprotein-like. The record is from RefSeq and is a predicted model, not a curated record. Lineage: Eukaryota; Metazoa; Cnidaria; Anthozoa; Malacalcyonacea; Xeniidae. Gene Ontology annotation, cellular component: ribonucleoprotein complex. Bases 981 to 2894 code for a protein of 637 amino acids. The transcript is spliced from 10 exons. Gene Ontology annotation, biological process: protein phosphorylation. Gene Ontology annotation, molecular function: RNA binding; ATP binding; protein kinase activity.